GUGUUCAUAAUUAACCUGUUCUCACUAAUUAUUCCAAUUCUAGUAGCCAUAGCCUUCCUAACCCUAAUUGAACGUAAAAUCCUAGGCUAUAUACAACUCCGCAAAGGCCCUAAUGUUGUUGGGCCUUAUGGUCUCCUACAGCCCUUCGCAGAUGCAAUCAAACUUUUCAUCAAAGAACCAAUCCGACCCUCAACCUCCUCAAAACUUAUAUUUACCAUUGCCCCAGUCCUAGCCCUAACCCUCGCCCUAACUAUAUGAAUUCCGCUACCAACCCCAUAUCCCCUAAUCAACAUGAACCUAAGCAUAUUAUUCAUUCUGGCUAUAUCAAGCCUAGCUGUGUAUUCUAUCUUAUGAUCGGGCUGAGCAUCAAAUUCUAAGUACGCCCUAAUUGGAGCCCUACGGGCAGUCGCCCAAACUAUUUCCUAUGAAGUUUCACUAGUAAUCAUUCUACUUCCAGCGAUACUUAUAAACGGGUCAUUUACCCUAUUCUCCCUAACCACCACUCAAGAACACCUUUGACUGAUCUUUCCCCUCUGACCACUAGCUAUGAUAUGGUUUGUCUCAACCCUAGCAGAAACCAAUCGAGCCCCAUUUGACCUAACCGAAGGAGAGUCUGAGCUAGUAUCAGGCUACAACGUUGAAUACGCCGCUGGGCCUUUCGCCCUAUUUUUCAUAGCUGAAUACACCAACAUUAUAAUAAUAAAUACCCUCACAGCCAUUCUAUUUCUAGGAGCACUACACAACCCGUUCCUACCAGAAACUUAUACAAUUAGUCUUGCCCUAAAAACAUCCCUACUCACCAUCUGCUUUCUCUGGGUACGAGCAUCCUACCCACGAUUCCGGUAUGACCAACUCAUACACUUGCUAUGAAAAAACUUCCUACCAUUAACACUGGCCCUAUGCAUAUGACACGUAUCAAUCCCUAUCAUAUUAGCCUGCAUCCCCCCACAAACAU
This is a messenger RNA of Trichechus manatus latirostris (Florida manatee), 955 nucleotides long. Lineage: Eukaryota; Metazoa; Chordata; Mammalia; Sirenia; Trichechidae. The record is from the annotation of a RefSeq genome assembly.